CCACCUUCAGUACUAUGUUUGAGUUAUCAUUUUCAGUAUUUUAUUCCUCUGUCCUCUAAACUUUUCCUCAUUUCCACACCUAAUUCCUCACCUAGCGUUUGCUCAAGAUUUCUCAGCCGUCGCCGAAAUUCCGUAUAUGUCGCCGGCGAUCUCCACAUACCCUCCACGCCACCACCUACAGCUCUUCGGAUCGAGCGCCGCCACCGCUUCUGCCGGCAAGUUGAUUCUCUGUCCUUAUCUUUUUAGCUGCUGAAUUUAAGAGUUAUUUAUUGGUGUUUUGAUUCCAUGACGGUGUUACCAAAGUUGAACUCUUUACGAUAAUGGAAAUUAGAGAUCUUGGCAGCUCUGUUGUUAUUGAGCUAAUCAAUUUUUAGUUUUUGGUGGGUAAUUUGGGCAUGUGGGUUGCUCUCGUUUGGACCCGUGGCUGUGUAGAUGUGCUGUUUUUGGAUUUCUGGGGGUGUAGCGAAGUUGAUUAAUUGGCGUUUGGGUUGAUCACUUUUCCAGGAUUUGGGGCUACCGACAAUCUAGAGGUUGUUACAGCACAGUUUUAUCCUUCUUUUUCUUUUUAGGGUUUGUUGUACUUGGGCUUUUGUUGGUUUUUGGAUCUGGGUGUUAAAUUUGAGCUAAUGGAGGCUACACUUGGGGGAAAGGCACAUCAAUUCUAUGGUCCAGUGAUGCCGGAUCUGAAAGCAGUCGGAAAGAGGACUAUGGAAUGGGAUUUGAAUGAUUGGAAUUGGGAUGGGGAUAUGUUUACCGCUGCUCCGCUUAACUCUGUACCAUCGGAUUGUAGGAGUAGGCAGUUAUUCCCAGUUGGAUCUGAAAUCCCAAGCAGUGCUGGUUUGUCAAACAGUUGGUCGUCUUCUUCAGAUGAAAAUAACGGGGGGAAUGAGAAGGGAAAGAGAGAAUUGGAAAAACGAAGGAGGGAUGUAGUAGUUGUUGAGGAUGAAGAAUUGAAUGACGAAGCUGGGUGCCUUAAUUUGAAGCUUGGUGGGCAGUUGUACCCUAUAUCAGAGACCGAUAUGGUCGAUUGGGAUGGGAAGAGUGGAAAGAAGAGCAAAGUUAUUGCCAGUACCACGAACCGUGCUGUAUGCCAAGUGGAUGAUUGUCGAGCUGAUCUGACUGCUGCCAAAGAUUACCACCGGCGGCACAAGGUUUGUGACAUUCAUUCCAAGGCCGGUAGAGCACUGGUGGGAAAUGUUAUGCAGCGGUUCUGUCAGCAGUGUAGCAGGUUUCAUGUUCUUCAAGAGUUUGAUGAAGGAAAGAGAAGUUGUCGUAGGCGUUUGGCGGGCCAUAAUAGACGGCGGAGAAAGACGCAUCCAGAAAAUGUGGUAAAUGCAAGCUCCUUGAAUGAUGAGCGUGGUAGUAGUUAUUUACUUGUCAGUCUGCUGAGGAUACUCUCCAAUUUACAAACUAAUAGCUCAGACCAGACAAAGGAUCAGGAUCUGCUAUCCCAUCUAUUGAGAAACCUUGCCAGCCUUGCUGGUUCAAGUAAUAGAAUAAACAUAGCUGGACUGUUGCCUGGUUCUGAAGAUUUGCAAACUGCUGGGACGUCUCUUGGAACUCCUGAAAAGGUUUCUGAUCUGAUUUCAAACCCUUCUAAAUGCAACAGGUCAAUGCUGGGUUCUGCUUCUAAAGUGGAUGAUUCCAUUGAUAUACAGGAUUCUCUGCAGCCUAAUGAAGAAUGUGUUCCUGCAUCUGCAUUGAAAGGGACACCAAAGAGAGCUUUUGCAGAAACUAUGCAGGGUGGGCUGCUUCAAACUACAUCCACAAUUCCAUGUCCUACAAGAGAGAGCAUUCCAGCCGAAGCAAGUGUCCCUGAGAAUGGAGUGGGACAGAUGAAAUUGAAUGACAUAGACUUGAAUAAUGUUUAUGAUGAUUCUCAUGACUCUGGAGAAAACCUGGAAACUUAUCGGGUUCCUGCAAAUUUGGGGCUUGGGUCUCUUAAUUGUGCUCUAUUGAGACAUCAGGACUUUCAGAAGUCAAGCCCUCCUCGGACAAGCGGGAAUUCAGGUUCCACAUCCACCCUCUCACCAUCUAGUUCCAGUGGGGAGGCUCAGAGUCGAACAGAUCGGAUUGUUUUCAAACUCUUUGGAAAAGAUCCAAGCGAUUUCCCUCUCGUUUUGCGGACACAGAUCCUUGACUGGUUAUCUCAUAGUCCCACUGACAUUGAAAGUUACAUAAGACCUGGCUGUAUCAUAUUAACCAUCUAUCUUCGAUUAGGGAAAUGCACUUGGGAGGAGCUUUGCUGUGAUCUGAGCUCCAGUUUGACUAGGCUUAUUGAUGCAUCUAAUGACUCUUUCUGGAGAACGGGAUGGGUGUAUACGAGGGUGCAGCAUCGUGUAGCAUUUCUAUAUAGUGGUCAGGUUGUAUUGGACACACUGUUACCUCGCGAAAGUCAUAAAAAUUGCAGGAUCUUGAGCAUCAAACCUGUUGCAGUUCCUUUCUCUGAGAGAGCCCAGUUCUUGGUUAAAGGCUUCAACCUGUCCCGGUCUACCACAAGGUUAUUCUGUGCUCUGGAAGGGAAGUAUCUGUUGCAGGGAAGUUGUGAUGACAUGAUGGAGGGAGGUGACAUGUUGGUUGAUCAUGACAAGAUCCAGUGCCUCAGCUUUUCUUGCUCUGUACCAAAUGUUAACGGGAGAGGAUUCAUUGAGGUUGAGGACCAUGGUUUCAGCGGCAGCUUCCUCCCCUUUAUUGUGUCAGAGAAGGAUGUGUGUUCUGAGAUCUGUACGCUUGAGAGUGCAAUAGAGUUGCCCGAGACUGCUGAUGACAUUCACGUGGAAUCUGACAUAACAAACGACAGAAAUACUGCACUGGACUUUAUCCAUGAAAUGGGCUGGCUUCUUCACAGAAGUCAGUUGAAGCUUAGGUUGGAUCACAUGGAUCCCAACAAAGAUCUUUUUACUUUCAAACGGUUCAAGUGGCUCAUGGAGUUCUCCAUUGAGCAUGAUUGGUGUGCUGUAGUGAAGAAACUAUUGGACAUUGUCUUCGAUGGCACAGUGGAUGCAGGAGAUCAUCCUUCCAUUCAACUUGCGUUGAUAGAGAUGGGCCUCCUCCACAAAGCUGUGAGGAGACAUUGUAAGUCUAUGGUGGAAAUCCUUUUGAGAUACAUCCCAGAUGGAGUUAUCAGCAAACCGGCCUCUGCGCACAAGCAGCAUGUUAAAAUGGAAUCUAACUUCUUACUUAGACCAGAUGCCAGUGGCCCUGGGGGUUUGACUCCUCUUCAUAUAGCAGCUAGUUGUGAGGGCUCGGAAAGCGUGUUGGAUGCUUUGACUGAUGAUCCUGGAUCGGUAGGAAUUGAGGCAUGGAAGGGUGCCCGUGACAGUACAGGAUUGACACCCCAGGAUUAUGCAAGCCUGCGAGGCUACUAUUCCUACAUCAGCCUGGUCCAGAGGAAAGCCAAGAAGAAAUCAGGAAAUGAUGGGCAUCUUGUACUUGACAUUCCUUCUGGUGCUCUUUCAGAAUGCAAUAAUACCAAGCAGAAAACGACCUUGGGGCAUAAGUGGUCGAAUUUUGCUCAUUUCCAUACCGAGAAGAAUGAAGUGAAGCCCGUUCCGCGAAAUUGCAGACUGUGUCAACAGAAAUUGGCAUAUGGCGGCGUCAGAUCAUCUGUAGCUCUCUAUAGGCCGGUAAUGCUUUCAAUGAUGACCGUUGCUGCUGUCUGUGUAUGUGUGGCUCUGCUUUUCAAGAGCUCACCUGAGGUUGGUUAUUGUUCCGAGCCCUUCAGAUGGGAGCUUUUGAAGUAUGGAGCAAGCUAAGCUUAGGACUCUGUAGAAGUUUGCUGUAAUUUUUACAUCAUCAUAUCUUUUCCUAUGAGAUAAGAUGCAGGAAGUACUGGUGAUCUAUGUGGGUGGGUCUAGAUUUCUGUAGGGAUGUGUUAUGUACAUCUAAUUACUUGGAUUCAUUUUGUAUAACAAGAAAACCUCAGUUACAUAAAGAGGUUGACAUAUUCUGAAUUGAGUUUUUUUAUUUGAUUAUAAGUGACAUCAUGAGAUGUCCUGACUGAA
Rhododendron vialii is the source of this 4004-nucleotide messenger RNA. Its product is annotated as squamosa promoter-binding-like protein 1. Bases 627 to 3755 code for a protein of 1042 amino acids. Gene Ontology annotation, cellular component: nucleus. The record is from RefSeq and is a predicted model, not a curated record. NCBI's taxonomy places the organism in Eukaryota, Viridiplantae, Streptophyta, Magnoliopsida, Ericales, Ericaceae. Gene Ontology annotation, molecular function: DNA binding. The transcript is spliced from 10 exons.